UUAGUUAGUAGCGAGAUUUGAGCGGGCAACGUUGACGUCGCGGGCUGAACCAGCAACUAAAACGGCGACUGAAGAAGCGCUCAGAUACAGUGCGUACUCCCUAUGCUGAACGGCUCCAGAGUGCAAGUGGUGGUGUGCUGUGUGUGUGCGUGUGUGUGUGACGGCGACGGUGCGCGAGGCGCAGACAUGAAGUGAAUAAGAAAUUGAAAAGCACUAAAAGACAUCGCAGAAGCGCGAAUAAAACGCAAGAAACGUGGGCAAAGGCAAAGCCAAAGCCAAAAUCGAAGCAAAAAACCCGACAAAUCCACAACAACGGGGGCCCAACAGCGGCCACUGCCGCGGUUCCAGCGAUAAUCACAAAAUAUUUCUCUGGGGCCUCUCAAAGCCAAAAAGCGCGAACAAUUUUGUCGGCUCCAAAACCGAACAUAAAUGCACACAACAAUGGCACAUUCGUCCCUCUGCAGGGACUCGCAUCAAAAGGAUUUUGGAGCAGAUCUGCAGAUGUCGAGGAAAAAAUGCAAUAUCAACCAGCAGCGAAGGGGACGACGACGAGCCUGGAGGGGGCCAGAUGGAAUUUACGAAUCCUUCAGCCUGGCCAUUUUCGUGUUGACCAUUUGCAUGGCACACACGUCGUCUACCGUGGCUGCCAUUGAGAGCAGCAGCAGCGGCAGCGGCAGCACAUCCCCCACAAUCGUCAUGGUGGCGGUCACGCCGAGCAUCGGAGCUGCCACCGGAUCGAGCGGCAACAUUACCACCGAAGCUCCUCCAGAACAGCAGCAGCCACAGGGCCAAUGCCUCCUGGACGGGCAGUGGGUGCCAGAGACGACGGUGCACUGUGAGAAGCACACAAGCUGCCGCGCCAUCCAGCGCACUGGCCACUGUUGUCCCGAUUAUAAAUGCGAUUGCGAAAAGGAUGGUAACACUUAUGCCAAUGGUUAUAAAUUGGUCGAUCCGGAUACUCCUUGCACUGUCUGCUACUGCAAAGGCGGCGAAGUUGUUUGCAGCUCAGUGACCUGUUUCCGGCGGGACGACUGCAUGCCCAAAUACGUGCCCGGCCGCUGCUGCCCCGAGUACGACAAUUGUCCGAUUUUGGACAACAAUCCGCCGCUGUCCAGCGAGACGAGCAGCACGAGCACCACGACAAGCACCCAGAAGCCGGCUGGCGUCGCUCAGUCCGCUGGCUUCAACUGGAACAUAACCAUUAAGGAGAUCACCAAGCCAUCUGAGAUUCGGAUUACCGAUGAUAACAAAUCUAAGUCGGCGAUUCCCACCAGAAAGUCGGGUGUUACCACCGAGGGAGCACCGGCAUCAUCGGCAGCAACAACAACUUCGAGCAACUCCGUGGCGAGUACAACGGAUACAACAACAGCAGCAACAGCAACAAAAGCAACAACAGCAGCAGUAGUUUCAACAACAGAAGCAACAACAACAACUGUCGUGAUAUCAACUGAAGCAGCGACAACAGCGACAACGUUGGGACAGCAGCUUAGCCAAGACACAAACCAGAAAGUACUUCCAGCCACUUCCAGCAGCGAGAGCUUAAAGCUUAUUGCCGCCGCCUCGGUGGGUUUCAUAGGGCGGCCACAGAGCGGCAACGAAGUGGAACAGAAUACAAAGCUGCCAGCCGAUGGUCCGCUGCCCUUCGCCGAAAAUGAUCCCAGCAAGGUCAGCUUUAAGCGGGAAUUCACCACAGAGAGGCCGAGCAGCCAAGGAUACGAGGAAUCUGGAGCGGAGGCUGCUGUGUUCAUUGAGGAUGCCUCUGCUGAGCUACCCGACGGAGCCGAACAGGAGCCGGACACAGCGGGUAGUGACAACAUCUACCACAUAAUCUCCACGACUGAAGGUCCCAGCUCGAGCUCCCCAUUGCCAGGAAGCAGCACCCCUAAAGGGAAGAACAGCACUGAGGCAGAAAUAAGUACGGAGGGACCCGGCAGUAGCACUGAGAUGCCGCCCAUGAGCUCCACCCAACACAUGGAUGCGGAUGAGGAUGUGCCACAAGUAGAGUCCAAUCCGGCGUAUCCCUCCCUGCCCGAAGAUGAUUUCAGCUUGCGUGACGUCAACUUUCCCUUGGUGGACCUGGAGGAUGUUGCUGAUUCUUAUGCCAAGGAUGAGCCGAGGAGCAUUCUGCGGAGUCCCUUCGAGGUGGACAACAAGCGUACCAAGGUGUUGCAUGAAUCAACUGUGGAUGGCAGUGGCAGCGGAAGUGGCAGUGGGGACAUGGAGCCCUAUCUGGAGGAAUCCUCGACAGUCGGUCACAGCAAGGAGCACAGCUCGAUGGUACCCCUCCUCAUGUACAGUGCCGAGGAUAAUUCCGGGGAAACGCGCUUUCAGAACGCGAGUGAUCUGCAACUGGAGAUUAUUGGCCGCAGGCAGAAGGAGAGUGAGACAAGCGAAGAGCUGAUGGGGGGUAGUGGGGAAAUCAAAGAACCCACCACACCGCGAUCCAACCCAAGCACUGCCUUGGACAUCGAUGAGCUGGGCUCCGGUGCGGGUCAACUACAGGCUUCGAGCGCUGUGGAUCCCAAGGCCGAUGCCGAGAGCCUCAAGCUCGACGAGAGCCAAGAGACUAUAGCCAAGAUGACCUCAGCAGAUGACAAAUCCUCGGUGCGUGCCGAAAAGAGUUUAGUGGAGCUGGCAAUGCCCCUGGGACGGCUCUACCUGCAGCGGAUCUAUUAAUCAGAGGCCUAGAUCUGAAAAACCAAUCCCUAAUUGUAUAUAAAUAUAUUAUAUACACUCUAAAGCCUAGUAUCUUGGAAACACACAAUGAAAAUCCAACCAUCGAAAGGAUCGAGUGUUAGGUGUAAGUAGUCAGAAAGUGAGUAGGGAGAGAGUUCUCCUGGGAGCUAUAAUUUCCAUAGACUGCAUCGGAAUUUAUCAACCAUAAAACAUAUAAAAAUUAUCCUACGAUUAGCAAUGCUGGGCUCUCCAAAUGCAAUAACUAAAUGUCUCUCGAUGCGCAUAAGCAAGCAACACGAACAGGCACCGCACAAGAUAUAUUCAUGAAUAUCUUUUAUUUUUACGUAAAACCCAUAUCUAGUAAGUGCACCAUGAGCAUUCUAUCAUUACCAUACACACACCCCACUAUCGAAAUUCAUCGCCAUUUGUUUAACUUGUUUUAUCUCAUCCUGAAUUUAUUUAAUUUGUAACUUAUUAUGGAAAUGAUUUAUAAACGGAAAGCCGAUUGAUGUGAUUUAUUUGCUCUAAAGGUGAUUUAUUUAGUCCUCUUCGAUUUGAAAAGCUUUUAAGUGUAGACUGAAUAUGAAAAGGUUUUUAAUUUAAAGCAACUUACACGUACACCUACUUUAACAAUUAAUUUAUACACCGAAUUUAAUUAAUUUAAACUUGGCAUGAAAUAAACAUAUUCAUCGACAUUAAGUACUGAAUAUUUAGUAUUCGUUUCCAACUCUCGCCUGAAUUUUAAAACUAUAAUAAUAAUACAUAAAAACUAAGGAGAAAGCAAAGUGUCAAAAUGAUAACUUAAUCAUUUUUUAUAUUUAAGUAAUAACUUAUUUAAGCGAUUAUCCCACUCUCACACACACACACACACACACACACACACACACAACCACACAAAGUUUUUUGAGAUACGAUAAACCAUAAUCUAGAAAUACUUUAACUAGUGUAAAUUUAGUAUCAAGUCAAUUUUCAAAUGUAUGAAUUAUA
Molecule: messenger RNA, 3663 nt
Organism: Drosophila guanche
Lineage: Eukaryota; Metazoa; Arthropoda; Insecta; Diptera; Drosophilidae
Product: serine-rich adhesin for platelets
Exons: 7
Coding region: 430-2676 (748 amino acids)
Molecular function (GO): protein binding
Source: RefSeq, a predicted model, not a curated record